AUGCUCCUAGAGUUCAUGCCUUGGCGGGCAUGUAGACCCACCUUAGUUGCUCUGCAGUCGGCGGCCGCCAACGCCCAAAACCAGUUCAACAUGGACAAGUCGCGUCUCUACGUCCAUUCAUGCAAAGCCGACCGCGGGCCAUACUCCAAGCGCAUGAAGCCUGUGUCGAAGGGUCAGGCCCAUCCUUACCGGCGGCGCCAAACACACUUGACGAUCCGGGUGCGCGAAAUGACGGAUGAAAUGAUGAUGAAACGGGAAGAGUUUGCCUGA
Molecule: messenger RNA, 270 nt
Organism: Symbiodinium pilosum
Lineage: Eukaryota; Dinophyceae; Suessiales; Symbiodiniaceae
Source: the annotation of a GenBank genome assembly